Messenger RNA from Hibiscus syriacus, 687 nucleotides. RefSeq lists its product as uncharacterized. NCBI's taxonomy places the organism in Eukaryota, Viridiplantae, Streptophyta, Magnoliopsida, Malvales, Malvaceae. The transcript has 2 exons. The record is from RefSeq and is a predicted model, not a curated record. Bases 1 to 687 code for a protein of 228 amino acids.
AUGAUUGGAGGAAAACAUGACUUGCAUCUUAGGAUUAUUUUGCAUGUGCUAAGGAAGAAGAAAUUGUAUGCGAAGUUUUUGAAGUGUGAGUUUUGGUUGAGUGAGAUAGAGUUCCUUGUUCAUGUUGUUUUAACUGAUCUGAAUAAGAUGAAGGUAAUAGUUGAGUGGAAGUUGCCUAAGAAUGUUACCAAAUUUCAUAGUUUUCUUGGGUUAACUGGAUAUUAUCUUCAUUUUGUGGAAGGUUUUUUUCUUAUUGUCGCUCUUUUAACGAGGUUGUUACAAAAGAAUGAUAGGUUUGAAUGGACAGAAGAUAGAAAGAGUAGUUUUGAGAAGUUGAAGUCAGUGUUAACGGAAGCUCUUGUUUUGGUUCAGCCGAAAUCGGGGAAAGAUUUUCUGGUGUUUAGUGAUGCAUCUAUUAUCAAUCUUGAGUUUGCUUACAAUAAUAGUUAUCAGACGAAUAUUCAGAUGGCACCAAUUGAGGCAUUGUAUGAGUGUAAGUGUCGUACUCCAUUUUAUUGGUCUGAGUUGAGUCAGAGGCGUAUUGUUGGUCUGAAUCUACUUCAAGAUACAAAAUAUAAGGUUAAGUUCAUUUCAAAACAUCUAAAGGUUGCUUUUGAUCAGCAGAAGUCUUAUGUUAAUUUAAAGAAUCGUAAGAUUGAGUAUGUCAUGGGUGAUUUAUGUUCUUGA